AUGAAAGAUCUCUUGAAAGUGACAGUGACAGAAGCUGAAAGAAUAUCGCACGACACAUAUUUCUUCAUCAGCACGAUCCUUAGAAAUGUUGGCGAGAAUCCCGGUCUUCGAAAGUGUGUUGAAGCUUACGCUGUUGUGAACGUAACGUUGACAAAAGCUGUAUCUCUCUUUAACAAUGGACGGUAUGCUGAGAUCUUCUCGUUCAUGGUUGAUGUUUCCAGUGCUGUUGGAACCUGUAAGACAAAUUUUAAUGUGCCCGGUUAUAAUAUCAAUCCCAUAAUUGAGAAAAACAGAGAGACAAACGUUUUAGCGGCCAUGGAAAAAUCAUUGGUCAUAUGA
This is a messenger RNA of Eruca vesicaria subsp. sativa (arugula), 339 nucleotides long. The record is from the annotation of a GenBank genome assembly. NCBI's taxonomy places the organism in Eukaryota, Viridiplantae, Streptophyta, Magnoliopsida, Brassicales, Brassicaceae.